AUUAAUUCUCUUUCCUCCCUCCAAACCACCGAACACAACACGACACCCAAUACACACAAACACAACAAGACAAGACAAUGGUGCUGGCGCUUGUGACUGGCGGAAGUGGGUACCUUGGUGCUCACGUGGUCGCCAUGCUUCUGGAGAGGGGCUACAAUGUACGCGCAACGGUUCGCGACGUGCACAACCCCAUCAAGACAGACCACUUGCGGAGCUUGCCCAACAGUGACAAGUUGGAGCUGGUGCAGGCAAACCUGCUGGAUGAAGAGUCUAUUGCAAAGGCGGUGUCAGGGUGCGACGUGGUGUUCCACACGGCGAGCCCCUUCUUCCACAUGACCAACGACGAGCACGUCUUGGUGGAGCCCGCAGUGCAGGGUACGCUGGCCGUGCUGCGCGCCGCCAAGGCCAACAACAUCAAGGAGGUCAUUGUCACCAGCUCCACCGCAACCGUCUUUGCAAAGGACACGCCAAAGGACCACGUGUUCACGGAGGAGGACUGGUCGGAUGAGGCCUGGCUCCGCGAGCGCAAGAUUAUGUACCGCGUCUCCAAGCUCCUGGCGGAGCGCGCUGCCUGGAAGUUUGUUGAGGAGGAGUGCCCCGACAUGCGGCUGGUCGUCAUGAACCCCACCCUCAUCAUCGGUCCGAUGUAUCAGCCCACCAUGAACACCAGCAACGAGUUCCUGCUGGACAUGUUCAAUGGUCGCAAGCCCGUCAUCCCUAGCGGCUUCAUGACAUUUGUUGACGUGCGGGAUGUUGCUCUUGCCCACAUCCUCGCCUACGAGAACAAAGAGGCAAAGGGCAGGUUCCUUCUGGUGGCCGGGACGGAGCGGUGGUCGCAUCUUGUGCGCGAUGCCCGCCACGCCCUCCCGCCAGAGUUCAGCCGCCUCCUCCCAGAGAAGGUUGAGCCCGAGUCUGCGGACCAGCGGGGGAUUGUUGCGGACUGCACCAAGGCGAAGACGGUGCUUGGUCUUGAAUUCAAAUCUCCCGCCGAGAGCACGGCUGAUCUGUACCGCUGCCCGCGCUUCCAGCGCCACCUGCGCGAGAUUGUGGGCACACACAUGCCAGCUGCUGCCAGGUGGUCGCUGUCUGGCAAGACGGCACUCGUCACGGGGGCGACAAAGGGCAUUGGCAGCAGCGUGGCCGACGAGCUCGCACGUCUCGGUUGCCGCGUUGUCAUCGUUGCCCGUACGGAGAGCGAUGUGGAGGCAAAGGUCUCGCAGAUCAUCAAGGAGCACGGUGCUGGCACUGCCGUUGGCUGCACGGCUGAUGUGUCCACCAGCGAGGGGCGGGAGCGUGUCGUGGCGUUUGUGAACCAGAACAUCGGACAAUCGCUCGACAUUCUCAUCAACAACGCCGGAUUCAACAUCCGCAAGCCCACGACCGAGUACACGGAGGAGGAGGUGUCGUCCAUCGUCAACACCAACAUGAUGUCCUUCUUUCACCUCACACGUCGCCUGCACGGGCACUUGAAGCGCUCCGGCUCUGCGUCUGUCGUGCUCGUUGGCAGUGUCGCCGGCCACACCGGUAUCCGCAGCGGUGUGCCGUACGCCAUGACUAAGGCCGCCAUGGAACAGGCCACACGCAACUGGGCGUGCGAAUGGGCAGCGGACCGCAUUCGCGUCAACUGCGUCGCCCCCUGGUACAUUCGCACGCCGCUGGUGGAGGGCGUACUCAGCAACAAGGACUAUCUCGACGAAGUCGUCUCCCGCACGCCGAUGCGCAGGGUUGGCGAGGUGCACGAGGUUGCCGCGCCCGUCGUCUUCCUGUGCAUGCCCGCGUCCUCGUAUAUCACGGGCCAGACCCUUUCGGUCGAUGGCGGCUUCUGCUCCUACAGCUUCUGAUGGGGGCAUGUCGUGUCGUCGUGUCAUGCAUGCGUGCCGCGUUAGUUUUCAAGCAACAGCGACAACAACCCCUCCCCUUUGCUUUGUUCCACGCGUUGCUGUCGGCCCGCGCCCCUGGAUGAAUUAUUUCGUCUUCAACGCCGGACGCUUUGCGAAUGCAAUCGCGCGUGGUGUGAAUUUGGCAUCAAUACACAACACCACAC
Molecule: messenger RNA, 2044 nt
Organism: Salpingoeca rosetta
Lineage: Eukaryota; Choanoflagellata; Craspedida; Salpingoecidae
Product: cinnamyl-alcohol dehydrogenase family/CAD family
Exons: 10
Coding region: 78-1841 (587 amino acids)
Molecular function (GO): oxidoreductase activity
Source: RefSeq, a predicted model, not a curated record